AUGUCCAGGCCGUCAGGGGGCGGUGUUGCCAAUGAUGUCACCCGCUUCCUGUCCACGGGGGCGGUGCCAGGCUCGCCCACUUCCUCUACCCCCACUGGCCACGUAUUCUCUGCCUCAAGCCAGGCUGAUUGGGCGGCAAAGAGGCUCGUCUGGGUUCCAUCCGAGAAGCACGGCUUUGAGUCUGCCAGUAUCCGUGAGGAGCGUGGGGAUGAGGUGGAGGUGGAGCUAACAGACAGCCAGAGGAAGCUGACCCUGUCCAGAGAGGAGGUCCAGAGGAUGAAUCCUCCCAGGUUCAGUAAGGUGGAGGACAUGGCUGACCUCACCUGUCUCAACGAAGCCUCCGUCCUACACAACCUCAGAGAGAGAUACUACUCUGGCUUGAUAUACACAUACUCGGGCCUAUUCUGUGUGGUGAUCAACCCCUAUAAGAACCUGCCCAUCUACACAGAGUCUAUAGUGGAGAUGUACCGAGGGAAGAAACGCCAUGAGAUGCCCCCUCACAUCUACGCUAUAUCAGAGGCUGCCUACCGCAGCAUGCUACAAGACAGAGAAGAUCAAUCUAUCCUCUGCACGUGA
This is a messenger RNA of Salvelinus namaycush (lake trout), 576 nucleotides long. Its product is annotated as myosin-10-like. The transcript is spliced from 4 exons. Gene Ontology annotation, cellular component: myosin complex. Gene Ontology annotation, molecular function: actin filament binding; ATP binding; cytoskeletal motor activity. Lineage: Eukaryota; Metazoa; Chordata; Actinopteri; Salmoniformes; Salmonidae. The coding region runs from base 1 to 576 and encodes 191 amino acids. The record is from RefSeq and is a predicted model, not a curated record.